GUUACUGUUAAUAGUCUUAGUAGAUCCUCCCCCGCGCCGCAUCGGCUCUACCACCAGUGCAGUGUAGGGCCAAGCGCGCAUGCGUAGUGCCGCUAAGAAUAUGUGACUGCGCAUGCGUAAUUAGUGUUCCGCGGCUUGAAAAAUGGGCGGAGGGGAGGUGUGGCAAAUAUCUCUCGUGGAUCAGGUGAUGACAGAGCUUUCCCCCCCUGCUGCUCCUCAGGAAGAAGGAGCAUCGUCGUGGACCUCUCUCUGCUGGGGACUGAGCGGGAGAAUGGCGGGAUAUCCGUACCUCACCUCCGCCCAUCUACGGGGUUUCGAUCGCUACAAGGUGAAGGCUUUCUGUGCCGUGGGAGGUAUCGUAACGUAGGUCGGGUGUGGCAGGUCUAACUACUAGCUCCUCAAGCGUAUCGCGCAGUGGACACCUCUCCCCUGUCUAUCUAUGUCAUCCAGCCAGCGUGGGACUUUAUGGUCUCGCUGUGUCCGCAGUGGGUGGCCCCCAACCUCAUCACCAUCACAGGCUGGCUCUUCAUCCUCUCCAACUUCCUCCUCCUCUCCUACUACGACUGGGACGUCACGGCAACCACCGGGAGCGGAACCUCAUUGGUCAGGUCUCCGAUCCCCCGGUGGGUGUGGUUCUAUUGUUCUGUUGGUCAUUACCUGGGGUAUGCUCUGGACGGGAUUGAUGGGAAGCAGGCUCGACGCACAAAGAGCAGCACACCUGUUGGAGAGUUAUUUGAUCAUGGUCUCGACAGCUGGGCGGCCAUCUUGCUCCCUGUGUGCCUCGCCUCAGUGUUUGGUCGAUGGCAUAUCUCAGCCAGCGACGACUUCUGGCCUUGUGUCUCUGUCCUCGGGGCUUUCUACGUCAGUCACUGGGAGAAGUACGUCACCGGGGUCAUGUACCUUCCCUGGCUCUAUGACAUCAUGCAGCUGGCGUGUGGGUUUUGUUACCUAGCAACGGGGAUCUGGGGGACAGGACUGUGGCAGUAUGAACUGUUGCCUGGUCUUCUCAUUCAGCAGCUGCUGGUGUGGGUUCUAGAACUAGCUUUUAUUGGAUCCUUCCCCAUGAGUUUAUGGAACAUCUACUGUCACUAUAGCAACAGAACGGACCCUCAUCCGAGGAGGUUGUCUCUGCUCCAGGCACUGUUGCCAUGGUCUGCAUUUGUCGUCAUGACGAUGUUAUUCUGGGUGUGGCAUCAGUUCUCACUGACAGAUAUUGUGGAGAAGGAGCCGAGGAUUUUCUACUUUGUCCUCGGAAUUGUCUUCUCCAACAUCUCUUGUCGACUGAUCAUCUCCCAGAUGUCUGACCAACCGUGUCAACUACUCAACCCUCUCUUUCUCCCUCUCCUCCUCUCCCUCUCCCUCUCCUUCCUCUACCAACACAUCGAGCUCAACAUUCUCUGGACAUAUUUCUUCAUUUCUUUAACUGCACAUCUCCACUAUGGAGUUUCAGUGGUCCAACAACUGUGCAGUCACUUCAAUAUCUACUGCUUCUCUCUACAAAAGAAACCUCAAUAACCAAUGACAUCAUAAGCAAUGACGUCAUUGAAAAUUAUGUCAUAGGUGAUGAAUUUUUUAGCUGGUGGUUAAAUUUAAUGACACGAAAAUUAUCUUUUUCAUUGACUUUUCCUAUUUAUAUACUUUAUUGAAUGAGUAAAGCACUAAUCCCAAACGUAGUGUAUAUACCUAAAAAUAGCACACGGAGAUUACAACAUUAUUAUACAGCCCU
Molecule: messenger RNA, 1726 nt
Organism: Geodia barretti
Lineage: Eukaryota; Metazoa; Porifera; Demospongiae; Tetractinellida; Geodiidae
Source: the annotation of a GenBank genome assembly